AUGCCAAAGAAGCACAGGCAGAUAUACCAACCCAAACCCGGCUCGAACUAUGUUCACCCUUCUCUCGGGGGAAGUCCUCGCAGUAGUGGAGACACUCAACCGAAACCAACCCUUUCCGUCAACGAACGUCUUUCAAACUUGAGACUCGCCCAAGCAUCUCCAGCUUCGAGUGAAAGAAAACGACAACUCGCCGAACUUUCGAAUCAAAGGUCACUACCUCCAAGUCUUGGACAGGGUAUCUUGGGUCAGACUGCUGCGGCAGCUCCGGCUCCAAGAUCAAACGGUACUUCUCAUAGAUCGAGAAUUCGAUUGAGAACGCCUGGCCCUGCUCCUCCGCCAAGUUGGGUGUCGAGACUGACAAGUCAUAGACAAGCUCUGGAAAAUCGUUAUUAUCCUGCUAAAAGGCAACCAAGGACUUUUGGCAAGAAUGGAGCUCCGAUGAGGACGACCCCGCAUGAUCUUGCCCGGUUCUUGAACAUGGCCAAUGAGAAUCCCGUGACUCCUGGAAGCUUACUGGACAUGUCACUGAAAGCAGCUGCGCGGAACUGGAUGGAUAUUGUGGAAGACUGCUUCGACUCUCUGGAUGUCAUACCGGCCCAUCUUCGUGUUGUAUUACUCAGCUAUUUGACCACUCUAGGACCGUCGGAGGGCAUCGACAUGGCUGGACUACACGCUCUCUUCCCAUACCCUGCUGAAGCAUCCUCUUUGGAUCUCUCAGGUCUAGCAGGCUGGGGCUUUACUCUCAAAGAACUGAGAAACUGGCUACACAAAUCAGCCAAAGACUCCAGAGACCAACUUGAAAAGCUUCAGGAUCAAGCGGACGAUAUCGCAGACUCGUGGGACCAAGAUGCUUCUUCAGACGACAGCGACUCAAUACGCUUCUCUAUCCCACUAUCGCUAGACACAGACAUCCAACACUUGACCAAAUUAUCACUAGCCUACCCUCCCUCCUCAAUCUCCUGGACAGAUCUGCUCUCCCUCUCCAAGAAUCUGCACACCAUAACCCACCUCAGUCUAGCACACUGGCCCCUGCCGACCCGAACACCCAACAGUACAUCUCCCUACGCCUCUCUCGACCGCGACUUUGAAGAACCAGCCCUAGUCCUCCGCAUGUUGGCCGAGAACACCUACUGCCUCCGUUGGCUCGACCUCCAAGCCUGUCACUCCUGGCUGCCCGCCCUAAUUCACCGUUCCUACGUCCUCCCUCUCUCCGACUCCGAAGAUUGGACACCCCAACAACAACGUCCCACAGGCCCAAAUUGGAAUGGCUCCUGGCGCCACCUAACCUACCUCAACAUAUCCCAAGACCCAUCCUCCUGGUUCCCCACCAACACCACAAUCCUAAAAACCUCUUCUUUCCGCCAAAAGAUGGCCAAAACUUACUUCCGUAUUGGAGUCAAACACCAACAGAUCAUUGAUGAUUUGAGGGAUUAUAUUUCAACUCACCCAGCACAACGAGAAUUCCAAAUCAACCAUUGUGGAAGCUGUCAUCCUUCUGCUGAUCUGGGAGAUUGUUGGGAAGAAUGUGCGGAUUGUAAUGCAUAUCUGGACAUGUUUGUGGGCUUGAUGGCGAGGUGGUUGGAAAGGGAGACUGAGGCUAGGACGGUGGCGAGAGGAAUUAUCGCUGCGAGACAGGGGACGGGUGUGAGGUGUGCGUUUGAUCACGGGUGGCAGGUUCGCGAGAGUUAUCCUGUGCUGAAUUGGGUGUGA
This is a messenger RNA of Aureobasidium pullulans EXF-150, 1710 nucleotides long. RefSeq lists its product as uncharacterized. The coding region runs from base 1 to 1710 and encodes 569 amino acids. NCBI's taxonomy places the organism in Eukaryota, Fungi, Ascomycota, Dothideomycetes, Dothideales, Saccotheciaceae. The record is from RefSeq and is a predicted model, not a curated record. The transcript has a single exon.